Messenger RNA from Sorghum bicolor (sorghum), 7064 nucleotides. Its product is annotated as serine/threonine-protein phosphatase 7 long form homolog. Lineage: Eukaryota; Viridiplantae; Streptophyta; Magnoliopsida; Poales; Poaceae. The record is from RefSeq and is a predicted model, not a curated record. The transcript is spliced from 13 exons. Bases 5157 to 6737 code for a protein of 526 amino acids. Gene Ontology annotation, biological process: meristem maintenance; meristem development.
GAUGCCUCCCAUAAAAAAAAAGCUCUCCUUCCUCUCCCUUUCGGUCUCUCCCGACGCUUCCUCUCUUCCCGCAACCUACGCCUCCACCGACGCCUCCGUCUCCGUCGUGUCUUCCCCUCUCUCUCUCUCUCUCUCUCUCUCUCUCUCCCUCUCCCUCUCUCUUGACGUGGCUACUGCUGUCCCCCUCCUCAGUCUCUCCUUUCGCCUUACCCUGCUUUCUCUCUCGAUGCCGCGGCGCGCCGGCCGGCGAACAGCGCCGGGCUACACAGUGGUGCACGGGUCCCAGCGGCCCCCUGCAGGUGCUCGCCGCUGCGGCUGCCACCCCUCUACGGCUUGCUCUCGUUAGUCCGCGUGCGCUCCUGGGCUCGAAACCCUAGCACGCCGGAACCCUACCUGCCCGUGUUUCAGGCCUCUGUCUGUGCAUGGCUCUUCCUCGACCACGACUCUGGUCGGCGGGCAGUCAGAUCUAGAGGUACCUCAUCCUCUUCUCCUCGUCCCCCCGGAUCGUGUGUGCACCUGACAUCCGUCAUUGUGCGAUGAUUAGUUGUUUUAUUCUUCAUGUUAUGUACUGAGGUUUUGGGGAUUGUGCAAUGAUGAAGAUUUCUCAAACUGAGGCAUUGGAAUUAUGCAAUGAUGAUUAAAUAUUUUAGUCUUCCAUGUCAAUUGCUUUACUUGGUCAGCAGUGGGUUACCAAAUUUUGUUUCAGAAAAUUAUAUAGCAGAGUUGUUUGGUUUUUAUUGGUUCCUACAUCUUGUGCAGUUGUUACUGAACAUAAUUCCAUUAUCAAUGAUGUCUUCCAACAUCGGUUUAAUAUGUUUAAUUUGUUGGUUGUUAUACUACUGAGCACACCCCACUGCCAAUGAUGAAUUUACUCAGCGCAGAUUCAUAGUCGGGUGCCUGCAAUGGGUACUGCUGUUCCGUUUUGCAACAGAUCUAUCCUCUCUGUUUUUGUCCUUAUAUGUUUUGCUCCUGUUCUCUUGGUCCAUUAUCUAAUACAUUUAGGCUUAGGCAACAUUGUCCAUGCUGCUCAGUACAGUUUGGAGGUUAGUAUAUAUUGUGCCUUUUCUGCUACAUUUUCUUUUUUUGCUUCAACUUGCUUCGUCCAUUUUUUGCUACUGUUUUUUGUUCUAAAUGCAGGAUAUAGUACUCAUUUGCAAUUUCACAAAUAUAAAAACCAAUUUUCUAUGGUCCAGGUGAGACAUUAUCUCUUUUUUUAUGAUAAAAAACAAUUUAUUAUGUCCUAGGUGACACGUUCUCUAUAGUUUCUAAGACUUAUUAAGACCCUUGCAGGUCAUCCAUUUUUGGCUACUGUUUUUUGUUCUAAAUGCAGUGCAUUUGCAAUUUCACAAAUAUAAAAACCAAUUUACUAUGGUCCAGGUGAGACAAUAUCUCUUUUUUAUGAUAAAAAACAAUUUAGUAUGUCCCAGGUGACACAUGCUCUCUUUAGUUUCUAAGACUUAUUAAGACCCUUACAGGUUCCAUUUCACAUAAAUAGGUUCAUAGCAUAUAGUUUUAGUUUCUGUUCAAAUAUUUGUCAAGGUAUAUGGGCUUUUGGAGUGUGCUAUCCAGCAUGAUCUUCCUAGGAUAUCUCCAGAAAAUAGGUGAGUUUAGGACUUUGUUUAGGGCCUUAGUCACUUUGCAUACGUCAGUGUAGGACUGCAGGUCCUGUGUUGAUCCAUGUGAAUGGUCAAUAUAUGAUGCUUAUUACCUUUCCUGUCUCAUGUUUUAGUAAAGGUGCCUAAUUCUUAUUUAGUCCAUGAUUUUCACCUCCUUGUCUUUACACUGUCAUGACUGAAUUUCUUCAACUUGACCUGGUGCUUUUUCAAGACAAAUAUUAAAAUUAUGUACUAUGGACCAAUAUAUUUUUUGCUGAUUGUUCACUGGUUUAUUUAACCAAGACAGCUAAUAGUAUUUUUCCUAAAUUAGUUGUGGAACUGACUUUUUAUGUGCAUGCUGACUGCUACGACUUUAGAUUUAGAAUUACUGAUUUGUAGUGAAGAUUUGUUUUUUUACUGUAUUAUUUUGUCAGCGCUUAACACUGGAUUCAGGAUGGGAGGUUUCUUUCAUGGAUUUCUCUUCUUGAUUGAGAAGAGGAAUGAUCGCCGUCUCUCCCCCUUUUUUUGUUCUCAUAGGGACUGCAUUACUUUGAAGGAUUUUAGUUUAUCAUUUCUAUACAUUCUUAGGUUUAUUUGCAAUGUCCUAUUUUUUUUAAUGGUGGCUUAUUUGAUUUGAUCUGAAAAUCAAGACCUGCAAAUGGUCAUGUACACAAACGUCGAGAAGGGUCAUGUACACAAACAUUGAGAAUGUUGCUUAUUUCCUCCUAAUUAUGCAGGUCAUCGGUCAACUGAAGGACUCAUUACAUCUUUACUGGAGUCCUAUGGUCUUGUAGUAUGAUAAAUCCUGCCUCUUAGCCUGCCACCUCCUCAAACUGUUAUCGAGUUUGCCGUUGGCCUAAUAAAAAAUCUUGGAUGUUAAAAACAACUCUUAUUUUUCUUCUCUUCUCUUUAGACUAGGUGCUCUCUGCAGAAUGCUUUUUACUAUAAUUGCUGAUGGUGUAUCAUGGGUCCUAUGAGAGUUCUUUUGAGUUCAGCUAAAACUUUAGAAUAUAUAUGGCACAAUUGAACCAUGCAUAUAAUACCUAACUAGACUGUGUCACACAAAGGAAGUUUGAAUAUCACAUGCAAAUAGCUAUAAAAUUCUAAGACCUACCAGCGCAGCUGUAUACCUGUACCUAUUCUGAUGAUUUUGGCACCUACUAUUGGUUAUCAAGAGUUUGUGAAGGCUGGUAGCUUCUAAAUGGUCGGUGAGUUUCUAUAUCUGCAACCUCAUAAAAAGAUAUAGGUACAAAGUGAUAUUCGUUAGGAUAUAAAAGAUCUUUCCUACUUCUUGCAUAGAUGCUUAGUAUACAUUUUAUCUGAAAUAUAUUUAGCCGAGUUGAAAGUUGCAAACGAUAUCUAGCUUACAUCAUGCAUUGUAAAAUAGAUAUGUACAGGUGAGGGAUAGGAAAUACUCCUCCGUUUUCCCUAUUUUUUUCAUUCAGAUGGUGUCUGAAAAUCAAAUGUAGAUCACUAUAAAUUCUACGAGUGGUGGAACACAUGCUCUAUUUUUAUGAUUUCAGAGCCAAUUAUUGGUUAGUACAAGUUUGUAUAGGUUGGGACCUUAUAAGCAGCCACUGAAUUUCUAUAUCUGCAACUUGAUUAGAAAAAUACUGGUGUGAAGCGAUAUUCAGUAGGCCAUUAAAGAUCUUGCCUACCUUGAUUUACAGGCUCCUGAAAUUAUGAUAUAUUGGUCACUGCAAAUUCUAAAAAUUAUGAUGAGUACAUGGGCUGAUUUUUAUGGUCACUGCAUGUUCUAGAAAUUCCCAAGUUUUGGAUUUGUUUGCUUACUGCUCUAUUUUUUAUUGUGAUGAUUGUUACCUUUGCAUCAAGAUGCCAAUAGAUUUCAUUUCUACCAUUAUUUUGGCCAUAAACUCAUGCGAGAUUCUCCUUCUUAUUUGAAUAGGUGGUCAUUUCUGCUGUAAUGCUACAGGAUAUACAGGUUAAUAUUUUUCUCUGUUGCCGACUUGCAUAGUCAUGCCUUCCUCCAAAAGAAACAGUAAGAAUACCCUUUUACUGUAUUUACUUUUGUAUUACGGUUCCUCAGUCCUAUGUAAUCCAUCAUAAUUAAAACCUGCUUGAAAUGUCAAAUUUCCAUGUUCCUCUCAGUGUUAAUGUUCCUUUUUUCCAUGUACGUCACUUAAUUCAAAUCAGUUGCAUAGUUGUCCAACCCUUUUACCUCCUUGACAAAUGUAAGCUACGCUCCUAAACAAAGCUAGGUUCCUCUCUAGGCAUUGGCCUCUGCUUAGAGGCCAGUGAAGUUGAAAAUGCCUGCCUCGAGGGAUUCCAUGUUGAAGUACUUGAGGCCAGUGGCAAGGAACAUGUUCCUACAAUGGCCUCUUCUCUUCAUGUGUGGUGUAAGCCCACAUAUACAUGUCAAUUCGAACACUGAGUGUCUCAAUAGUCUUGGAGAAGGCAGACAAUGAUGGGAGGUUCUGCGAAUCACCAAAAAUGUUUGCUAAGCAUUUUUAGUCAGCAAGGACUAAAAAUAUCAGUGACAAGAUUACCUGGAAGCUCAAUGGAAUCCCCAAAGUUUCAAUAAGUCAGGUACAAUUGUGCACUGAAUUGUAAGUGGUAAUUUCUAAGUUUCGCUUUGGUUCCCUACUGCACGUCGUACUUGCAUCUUAGGUUGCCAAUAUAGUUGCACGUCGUUCUAAACAUUGGUUGCUGUUCUAGGCAUUUGUCAAUUUAAGUGACGCGUUCCUCAAUCUCAUAGAGCUAUCGGCUAUCUCUUGCUUUGACAUAAUUGUUCAUUUUUUCUUUCAGAGUUCACAAAAAAUCUUUAUAUCUAUUGAAAUGGUACAGAAGUUAGUCAUAUUACCUAGACCACUUGGCUUCAAGGUUCCAAGCCUUGCGGAGUUAAAAAGUAAUAUGCUCAAGAUUUAUUUAUUUAUUUUCAGUUUGCUCUAUUUUGGUGCCUCUAUCAAAUUUGGCUAUGGAUAUCUACAGACUUCCAUGAGACCUAUGGUACUGAAAAGAUAUGCUAACUUUCAAACAAGUUACAAAUUACUCUUUAUAUGUGUUUUUUCCUUUGAAUUCUUUUAGCUGACCACCAGUUAUGCUUCAUAGAAUGAUUUAGGUUGCUUAGGAUCUUUUUUUCACCUGAUUAAAGUAGAAUAAUGUACUCAAAUAAUGAAGCUUCCAACUUGGGUCUAUGCUGUAGCACACUUCAUUCAGACAUAGCCAAAGCAUUUUGGUCAUGACUGUAUGGAGACAAUAAGUAGGAAAUGAAGGAAUUUGUUAAGUUAGUGGAUUCAGGGUGGCAAGAUGGCGGCGCGGGCACCUCAUCCCUGCUUUAGCCUCAUUGAGGCGGACUACGACAAGGACCACCAGGCCAAGGCCUUGUCGGAGGAGCAGAGGCCGUUGUGUGCGCUUCGUGGUCGCACGCACCAUGUACACAGCUGGAACGAGCGAUACGCGCCGUACAUUCGUCGUGCAGGCUUUCUUGAGAUCGUCUAGGUCUACAACAGUGCACUCCCCACUCUAGACCCUGCAGUUCUUACUGCUUUUGUUGAUAGGUGGAGACCAGAGACGCACACCUUCCACACACCUUGUGGAGAAAUGACUAUCACAUUGCAGGAUGUGAAGAUGAUAUUGUGUUUGAGUUUGUCUGGUCAUCUGGUGACUGGGGUCGUCGAUGAGUCUACUUGGCUAGACUUGGUGGAGCAGUUUUGUGGCAGGCGGCCAUCAGAUGCUGAAGUUAAAGGCACAAAGAAGACCUCAGGAGUGUCGACAUCUUGGAUUACCCAGAACUUUGGUGCAGGAGCACCGCCUAAUGCUCCAGAUCAUGAGGUGGAGAUGUAUGCAAAGGUGUGGUUGUGGCACUUCUUGGGGGCUUUCUUGUUCCCUGACUCCUCAGGAGAUAGCAUCAGCUGGAUUUUUCUGAGGAUCCUUAUGCAGCCACUGGAGAACAUUGCCAGCUACAGUUGGGGUAGUGCGGUCCUUGCAUGGACAUACCGUCAGCUUUGUCAGGCCUGUCGUCGGCAAUCAUCGAAUGGAAACCUAGGUGGCUGCUCAUAUCUACUUCAGGUUUGGAUUUGGGAGCGUUUUUCAGUUGGAAGGCCCACUAAACCUCUGGGUUUGCCUGUAUGGGUGCAUGAAGAUGUUGGACCCACCAUCCUUUUUCUCUGGAGAGAUGCUAAGGUAGUCAGGGGCGAACCAGACAGGAGGUAUAGGCAGUACACUGACGAGCUAGACGUGUUGACACACAACUACGUCACAUGGACACCGUGGUCUCGGUGGGAGCUAGAGGGGUACCUUAGUCCACGCUGCGAUGAGGAGGAUAGCGAUUGGCUUUACGAUGGCCCACUGAUCUUCUUUCAUGUGGUUGAGAUGCACUACCCUUGCAGGGUUUACAGACAGUUCGGGAGGCUGCAGGGGAUUCCACCGCUGUAUUCCACCAACGCUGAGCUGCAUAGGAUUGAUCGUAGGUUUCGGUCCACGCAAAAGGAUUGGGCGGUUAGGCACGAAGCACAUUUGCAGACUUGGUAUCACAGGCAGGUUCCCCUCCUCAACGAACUACCACCGCACGACCCAGCCAGAUGGAUGGAGUACCUACAGUGGCUGCACCGGAGUACGAGGACUCAUCUCAUGGUCCCGUACACCAACACCCCUGCAGAUGAGAGUGGUGAGGAUGACAUCACCGAUGCGUUCGACGAGGCGCAAAGGGUUGACAAACAGGUUCUUAGGGCCCCCUUAAAUAGAUAUGUGUCACAACAGUUGUCAAACUACUUCGAGGAAGCUAAUAGGCAACUUUUCCGGACUAGAGACGACAAGAGCAACCCUCUUCACAGCUUUGUCAAGAAAAUCAAAAAGGGCUGCAAGAAGUUAGCGGCUAAGCUGAGCUGUGCAGACACGACGUAUGAGCCUCCGUUGAACCCCAUGUUGUCUAGGAGCCAGACGGCCUUGAUGUCCACCAGCGCUGCUUCGGCUAGGGCCGCUUCUUCCUCUGUACGUACUCCGCAGUACACAGGGAAGGGUCCAGCGGACGAGGACGAUGAGGACGAGGCCCUUCAGUACUCCACGACUAGUGGCGACGACGACGACGACGAGUUACGGUGGGAGUUCACCGGUCAUGAGGAGAUGGGUACCUCACAACUAGGUGGUGCUCCUAUUGGUACACAGGGGGUGGAGUACACAUAGGAGGAGUACACACACGUCGAGCACCAGGGUACUACGUCCACACAGGAGUUGGAGCGUGUCGAUAGGCGGCAACGCGAGAGGCAGCGGCGGGACCGCACGGACGUGGGGUAGACAAGCAACGUGGUGCCUACCAAUCCUAAGAGGCGACGGAAGCCGCGAAACCGCUACACCCCUGGCGAUGAUUAGACUAGACAUGUUUAGCAGGUUAGACUUGUCAUGUAGUACCUGUGACAUAUUGUUAUUUCCAGCAUGUUGGUCUUGAUUGUACAACUGAUGUACCUUUUUUAAACAUUAGUGAGAAUUAUUUUAGUUGUUCAUUCUCUAGUA